Molecule: messenger RNA, 1140 nt
Organism: Vigna angularis (adzuki bean)
Lineage: Eukaryota; Viridiplantae; Streptophyta; Magnoliopsida; Fabales; Fabaceae
Product: protein OPI10 homolog
Exons: 3
Coding region: 264-875 (203 amino acids)
Biological process (GO): protein import into nucleus
Cellular component (GO): cytosol; nucleus
Molecular function (GO): nuclear import signal receptor activity
Source: RefSeq, a predicted model, not a curated record
UUCGUCUCCCCGAUUAAACAACACCUCACUCCAUUAUCUGGCUCUUCCAUUUACUCUACCCACAAUUCUUCCAUGACUCUUCCUUUAAAAAGACGAAUAUAUCCCCAUGUAUAUCCAGAAUGUUCUAGAGACUCCCUGAUCUUUCUCUGUUUCUAAAAUUCCUUAGAAAAACACACUAACUCUUCACAGUGCAAGUCAUCACUGAAUGUUUGGUGAAGAAACUCAACUUUGAUAAGAGGGAACACAAGCAAGAGAUUCUCAACAUGUUCGGAGUAGUUUUCCCGAACCGGAGCUUCCCCAUGGACAUCUCAACCUUCGCCCAAAUCGACACCUUCCACUGGGUUCUCGACAUGAACACUUUUGUAGGAGAGGCGUACGACCAGGUUCGCGACCUCUGCAUCUUCCUCCUUAACGGCUUCACCCUACCGCCGGAGAAAGCGCUCGCCGUCUACAUCCAGUCGCCAGGAUCGCCCUUCGUCUUCUGCGGCGCCGUCACUGUGGCGCGCCCCUCUGCCGUCCUCACACUCUCGUGGCCGGAGCCCGGCGCUGGUGGGCCGCUGCAGCUGACGGCGGACGCGCAGCCGCUUUCUGCGAAGAUCGGCGUGUCGGUGGAAGAUCUGGCCACGUUGCCGUCGCUGGACGUGGCGGCAGAGAAGCGAAUUGAAGGGUUGGCGAUGAAGGUUGGAGAAAACCUGUUCAAUUUCAUGCAAUCGUUUUGCGGUGUGGAUGGGUCCAAGUUGGUUGUUCCCAUGGAUAUCUUAGACCGGUGGUUCAAGAAGUUUCAAGAACGGGCCAAGCGUGACCCUGAAUACUUGAAGGGUUUCGCUAUCAACUCAGGUUCAAGAAAUUGCAGAAGAAAGAAGUUGCAGCAUUAAUUUUUUAUUUGGUGAAAAAGAAAUUGCUGGAAUAAUUAGUUGUAAUAAUUGGUAGGGUUUUUAUUGAAAUGAUACUAGAAAUGCACUGAAAAGCACACCAGAGUAAUUAGAUGAUUCUAUUCCAGUUUUGUUCUGCACUUGAUAAGGGAUGGGUUUUGCCAAGGGUUGUCUUGUCUCCUGUUGGCCAUGCCCAUGAUUCUUUUAGCUUAUAGCAUAGAAAUGGUCCUAUUCUUCUAUUUUAAGAGAAUCUUAGAAAAUUUAGGUA